AUGUACGGAUGGGCUAAGACAAGACUUGCUGCACCUGGAAGACUUGGAGAACUGGAGACAAGCAGCAGAAGACAAAAGCAGGCACAGAGAGCCCUAAUUGUGUCGUCACGCAGUCCUCUGGGUCUGGUGGCGCUAAGAGGAAGCAAAAAGUUCACCGGCGCCAUGCGAUCCUCAGGGUCGACGAUGCUGCUGCUGGUGGCGGCUGGCACACUCCUCUUGGUUGGUGGCGGCAGUGCUGCCGGAUGCGACAGAGCAGCCGUGCAGUCUUUCGACGCUAAUAAGUACCAGGGCGUGUGGUACGAGAUCGCCAGGUUGGGAGAGGCUCCAUUCGAGGAGGGCGGCCAGUGCAUCACUGCGGAGUACACAGUGGCUGGCGACAACAACGUGACCGUACACAACAGACUGUUCAGCACGGCUGCGGGCGUCUUCAACGACAUCAUCGGCUGGGCCGAGUGGGACGACCCUGAAUCCGGAGAGGCCAAAUUCACGGUGCACUUCCCAGGCGUAACAGAGAACUCGUGGAUCCUGUCACAGAGUGCCCAGCUGACAGCAGAGCUGGAGCAGCAGGUGAAUGACAGGCUGGAGGCCCUGGGUCUGCCUCGGAGUCGCUACACAGACACCCCACAGGACCCACAACAGUGCACUGUCAGAGUCAGCACAUGCGACAAGCCCGUUGUCACCAAGUUUGAUACUUCUCAGUAUCAGGGCGUGUGGUACGAGAUCGCCAGGUUGGGAGACGCUCCCUUCGAGGAGGGCGGCCAGUGCAUCACGGCGGAGUACACAGUGGCUGGCGACAACAACGUGACCGUACACAACAGACUGUUCAGCACGGCUGCGGGCGUCUUCAACGACAUCAUCGGCUGGGCCGAGUGGGACGACCCUGAAUCCGGAGAGGCCAAAUUCACGGUGCACUUCCCAGGCGUAACAGGUUUGCUUUUUUAUGUUUUAACAGUGACGGGUCCCUAUUGGGUUCUGGAUACUGACUACGAGAGCUACUCAAUUGUCUGGGCCUGCAGAGAGCCUACAGAUGAAACCUCCAACGUUACCGAGAACUCGUGGAUCCUGUCACGGAGUGCCCAGCUGACAGCAGAGCUGGAGCAGCAGGUGAAUGACAAGCUGGAGGCCCUGGGUCUGCCACGGAGCCGCUACACAGACACCCCACAGGAUCCACAACAGUGCACUGUCAGAGUCAGCACGUGCGACAAGCCCGUUGUCACCGAAUUUGAUACUUCUCAGUAUCAGGGUGUGUGGUACGAGAUCGCCAGAUUGGGAGAGGCUCCCUUCGAGGAGGGCGGCCAGUGCAUCACGGCGGAGUACACAGUGGCUGGUGAGAACAACGUGACCGUACACAACAGACUGUUCAGCACGGUUGCGGGCGCCUUCAACGACAUCAUCGGCUGGGCCGAGUGGGACGACCCUGAAUCCGGAGAGGCCAAAUUCACGGUGCACUUCCCAGGUGUACCAGUGACGGGUCCCUAUUGGGUCUUGGAUACUGACUACGACAGCUACUCAAUUGUCUGGGCCUGCAGGGAGCCUACAGAUGAAACCUCCAACAUUACGGAGAACUCGUGGAUCCUGUCACGGAGUGCCCAGCUGACAGCAGAACAGGAGCAGCAGGUGAAUGACAAGCUGGAGGCGCUGGGUCUGCCACGGAGCCGCUACACAGACACCCCACAGGAUCCACAACAGUGCACUGUCAGAUAUCAGGGUGUGUGGUACGAGAUCGCCAGAUUAGGAGAGGCUCCCUUCGAGGAGGGCGGCCAGUGCAUCACGGCGGAGUACACAGUGGCUGGCGACAACAACGUGACCGUACACAACAGACUGUUCAGCACAUCUACUGGGACCAUUAACGACAUCAUCGGCUGGGCCGAGUGGGACGACCCUGAUUCUGGAGAGGCCAAAUUCACAGUGCACUUCCCAGACGUACCAGUGACGGGUCCCUAUUGGGUGCUGGAUACUGACUACGAGUCCUAUUCGAUUGUCUGGGCCUGCAGGGCGCCUACAGAUGAAACUUCCAACAUUACGGAGAACUCAUGGAUCCUGUCGCGGAGUGCCCAGCUGACAGAAGAGCAGGAGCAGCAGGUGAAUGGCAAACUGGAGUCGCUGGGUCUGACACGGAGCCGCUACACAGACACCCCACAGGAUCCGCAACAGUGCAGUGUUGCAGUCAGCACGUGCGACAAGUCCGCUGUCACAGAAUUUGACACUUCUAAGUAUCAGGGUGUGUGGUACGAGAUCGCCAGAUUGGGAGAGGCUCCCUUCGAGGAGGGCGGCCAGUGCGUCACGGCGGAGUACACAGUGGCUGGCGACAACAACGUGACCGUACACAACAGACUGUUCAGCACGGCUGCGGGGACCUUUAACGACAUCAUCGGCUGGGCCGAGUUGGACGACCCUGACUCUGGAGAGGCAAAAAUGACAGUUCACUUUCCUGGUGUACCAGUGACAGGUCCCUAUUGGGUCCUGGAUACGGACUACGACAGCUACUCAAUUGUCUGGGCCUGCAGGGAGCCUACAGAUGAAACUUCCAACAUUACAGAGAACUCGUGGAUCCUGUCACGGAGUACCCAGCUGACAGCAGAGCAGGAGCAGCAGGUGAAUGACAGGCUGGAGGCGCUGGGUCUGCCUCGGAGCCGCUACACAGACACCCCACAGGACCCACAACAGUGCACUGUCAGAGUCAGCACGUGCGACAAGCCCGUUGUCACCGAGUUUGAUACUUCUCAGUAUCAGGGCGUGUGGUACGAGAUCGCCAGGUUGGGAGAGGCUCCCUUCGAGAAGGGCGGCCAGUGCAUCACGGCGGAGUACACAGUGGCUGGCGACAACAACGUGACCGUACACAACAGACUGUUCAGCACUGCUGCGGGCGCCUUCAACGACAUCAUCGGCUGGGCCGAGUGGGACGACCCUGACUAUGGAGAGGCCAAAUUCACCGUGCACUUCCCAGGUGUACCAGAGAACUCGUGGAUCCUGUCACGAAGCGCCCAGCUGACAGCAGGGCAGGAGCAGCAGGUGAAUGACAAGCUGGAGGCGCUGGGUCUGCCGAGGAGCCGCUACACAGACACCCCACAGGACCCACAACAGUGCACUGUCAGAGUCAGCACGUGCGACAGGCCUGCUGCCACCGAAUUUGACACUUCUAAGUAUCAGGGCGUGUGGUACGAGAUCGCCAGAUCGGGAGAGGCUCCGUUCGAGGAGGGCGGCCAGUGCAUCACUGCGGAGUACACAGUGGCUGGCGACAACAACGUGACCGUACACAACAGACUGUUCAGCACAUCUACUGGAACCUUUAACGACAUCAUCGGCUGGGCCGAGUUGGACGAUCCUGACUCCGGAGAGGCCAAAUUCACGGUGCAUUUCCCAGGUGUGACAGUGACAGGUCCCUAUUGGGUACUGGAUACUGACUACGACAGCUACUCAAUUGUCUGGGCCUGCAGGGAGCCUACAGAUGAAAUAUCCAACAUAACAGAAAACUCGUGGGUGCUCUCACGGACGAGUGGCAUGUCUGAGGAACUGACGCACCAAGUGGAUGCGAAGCUGGAGGAACUGGGACUCCCUCGGAGCCGAUACACAGACACGCCUCAGGACUCCAACGGCUGCCAAGUUGAAGAGGACAGCGACGAUGGCGCCGCUGCGCUGGGCCCUGCGGUCGCACUCAUGCUGGCCACCACCAUCGCACUGCUCUUCACCCUGUGA
Schistocerca cancellata (South American locust) is the source of this 3696-nucleotide messenger RNA. RefSeq lists its product as uncharacterized. The transcript has 21 exons. Bases 1 to 3696 code for a protein of 1231 amino acids. NCBI's taxonomy places the organism in Eukaryota, Metazoa, Arthropoda, Insecta, Orthoptera, Acrididae. The record is from RefSeq and is a predicted model, not a curated record.